Molecule: messenger RNA, 776 nt
Organism: Caenorhabditis elegans
Lineage: Eukaryota; Metazoa; Nematoda; Chromadorea; Rhabditida; Rhabditidae
Gene: fipr-23
Product: FIP (Fungus-Induced Protein) Related
Exons: 5
Coding region: 126-701 (191 amino acids)
Source: RefSeq, marked reviewed
UGUUGAUGUCACUUUUGAUGUCUAGGCACCAUAUUUCUAAACCAAAAACAAAAACAGUAUUCUGUAACACUAUAAAACCACUUCCAAGAUCUCCAAAUUCUCAAGUCAUCUAGCACUUACUAACAAUGAAGUUCAUUUCUGUAUUCCUUGUUGCAAUCCUGGCGAUCGGAGCAUUCUGUGCAACAGAAACCGAGUCCAAGAUGAAGAUGGGAGGAUCGGGAUCGGAUGUGAAGACGGAGAUGAACAUGAAUUCCCAGACACCGCACACCCUUGAACGUCGCUCGGAAACCCAAUCCAGUAUGAAGAUGGAUGGGCAAGGAUCCGGUGUGAAGACUGAAAUGAACAUGAACUCCCAGACACCGCAAAUCCGUGAUACCCGUUCGGAAACCGAGACAAAGAUGAAGAUGGAAGGACAAGGAUCAGACAUGAAAACUGAAAUAAACCAGCAAAUGGAUACUCCACACACCCUCGAACGCCGCUCGGAAACCGAAUCACAGAUUAAGAUGGAAGGACAGGGAUCCGGUGUGAAGACUGAAAUGAACCAGCAAAUGGACGCUGAAGCUCCACACAUCCGUGACCGUCGCUGGGGAUACUACGGUGGAAUGGGAGGAUACGGCAUGGGAUACGGAAUGGGAUACGGAGGAAUGGGAUAUGGAAUGGGAAUGAGAAGAUUCGGAUACGGGUACCCAAUGUGGGGAUAAGCUGUGCAAUCACUACUGUGUAAUUAUGUAUAAACUAUGUAAAAUUGAAGAAAAUAAAUAUUUUGCCUACCUCAA